Messenger RNA from Didymodactylos carnosus, 2057 nucleotides. Lineage: Eukaryota; Metazoa; Rotifera; Eurotatoria; Philodinida; Philodinidae. The record is from the annotation of a GenBank genome assembly.
AAUCUGAAGUUGUUUUUGAUAUUCGAUGACGAAAAACGUGGAAAAAUCUUCAAAAUACUUCUGAAAAAUCAAGUGAUGCUCCCAUAACACUUUCUUGCAUAAAAUAUAAAUGUCUAACCACUGUUGUUGAUACAAACAAAGAAUGGAGUUCCUUCUCUAUCAGGUUAUGUAUGAUACAUGUGCUUUUUCUUCAGUUAGGGCGAUUUUACUAGUAGACUUCUCCUUGCCCUUUGAUAGCCUUUUCGAACUGUAGAUCACUGUAUACUAGUGGCAAAAUAGAGAAUAAAAGUCUGUAUAGAGCUUUUAAUAUUAAAAAAUUUUGCAAAAUUCCGAAUCCGAAUUCUUGUUGUUUGAAAAGAAAACAUUUUUACUAUAAACUUCGGUUUCGAGUUCUAACCAUGCAUUCCUCAAGUCUGUAUUGUGUAUAAUUUGUUUAACGGAUUUGUUUGCAUUUUUUUGUAUAGAUAGUGGAAAUAUUCGCUGAUCAAAAUGACAUGAUAGCUAAAUUAUCAAAAGAUCAAGUUAUUCGUGCAAAGUUGGAUGCAGAAACUUUAUCGAUAACUAUUUAUAAUAGUACAGAAAAGUCGCAUACAAAUGUCGAUGGAAGUUUUAUGUGGUCACAAUUAUACCUUGAGACAUUACUACGAAUGCCACAAAGACCAUUUGCAAAAGAUGAACUGGUUCAAAUUUGCAGACAACACUAUCAUGGAAAUGAAUCGGAGUUAAUAAAGCUUGAAAAUUUCCAUCAAACUUACACGCCGAACGAUGCAGUUAAAUGGUACACAAAAGAUUGUUUCAUCUAUCGAUCACUAAACAAAGCUUUACGAGUUCAAGACAUCGAUUUAUUGUUUGCAUUUGGAUUUAUGAUUCUCGACAUUUUCAAUCAGCUAAAACUUGAAAACAAUCGUUUCCAUUACACAACAGGAGAAACCAUUAUCCGUUGCUACCGUGGUCAAGCAAUAGCGAAAGAAGAAUUAAACCAAGUAAAAUCAAAUAUCGGCCACUUUAUAUCGAUGAAUUCAUUUUUAUCAACUACUCAAGAUCGGACUGUGGCGCUCAUAUUUGCUCCAACCUCGAAUGAAAUAUAUGAAAAAGUUCUGUUUGAAAUCCAAGUUGACAUGAAUCUAAUGCAAACGAUGCCGUUCGCCGAUGUGGCACAUUUGAGUUAUUUCGAUCAGGAAAAAGAAAUAUUGUUCAUGUGCGGAGCGAUAUUUCAGAUAAAAAAUGUUAUUAACAAUGAAACAGAAGGUUUGUGGAUAGUUCAAUUAGCUUUAUGUAGUGAAACGAGCAAUGAAUUAAAAGAUCUGUUUGAUUAUCAAAAACAAAGAAUGGCAGACACAACUGAUUUGAUUUCAAUUGGCAAAUUGUUAAGAGAAAUGGGCAAAUUUGAUAAAGCCAAAAGAUAUUAUCAACGAUUUCUUUGUGAGCUGUCAUCCAAUGAUCCAAACAUCUCGGUUUGUUACUACGGUCUAGGAGUUGUUCACGAUCGAGAAGACAAUUAUGAUGAGGCCUUGCAUUAUUUCAAAAAAGCUUUGGAUUUUCAGCUGACCGUCUUAUUCUUAAACGAUUCCGUAUUUAUAGGUAAAAUAUAUGGAAGUUCUGGCAUUGUUUAUUAUCAUAAGCACGAAUAUGAUUUAGCUUUAGAGCAUUUCGAAAAAUCCCUUAAUAUUCUCUUACGCACAAUCGGUCAAGAUCAUGGGGAUACGGCAUUGAUUUACACAAACAUUGGCAGAACUUAUCAAGCUCAGAAAAGUUACGAUUUAGCAUUGGAAAAUCAAUCAAAAGCAUUGGCUAUAAGACUUAAAGUAUUACCGCCUGACCAUCCUCGACUGGCUAGAUCCUAUCUAUUUAUUGGUGAUGUGUACGGCGACAAACAAGAAUUUCAAUUGUCGUUAAUCAACUACAAAAAAGCACUCAAGAUACAACAGAAAUCUCUCCCAGAAAAUUAUAUUGCUAUCGGGAUAACAUUUCAUCGUAUUGGUCGCAUGAGCACAAACGCACGUGAAUAUCAAUCAGCGUUGGAAAGUUACAUUCUAAAUUUCAUCCUUUCAAACUGA